AUGGCUGACAAUAUAUUGGUUUCAGUCAGAUUCCACCGGAACGCCCGUCCAGGAAGAAGAACCAUCACCUCAAGACUUGGACUUAGAUCUGCCAAAUCAGGACAAUACGUGGGAGGAGAAGAAGACGUAGAAUUUGACGACGGUCUCCCCAACGAGAACAAUAGUUUCUACGAGUCCAGUUGGUCUGACUCGGAACUUCUCUCGGAGACUCGGACGAUGGACAUUUCUUCACACUCGGACAACCAAUUGUGA
This is a messenger RNA of Caenorhabditis remanei, 252 nucleotides long. RefSeq lists its product as uncharacterized. The record is from RefSeq and is a predicted model, not a curated record. The coding region runs from base 1 to 252 and encodes 83 amino acids. Lineage: Eukaryota; Metazoa; Nematoda; Chromadorea; Rhabditida; Rhabditidae. The transcript has a single exon.